Molecule: messenger RNA, 312 nt
Organism: Pediculus humanus corporis (human body louse)
Lineage: Eukaryota; Metazoa; Arthropoda; Insecta; Psocodea; Pediculidae
Exons: 2
Coding region: 1-312 (103 amino acids)
Source: RefSeq, a predicted model, not a curated record
AUGACUUUGAUAGCCAAAUCAAUAAACAUGACAUCUUGGUGUCGUCAUUGCACCCAGCUGAGAAAACCCUAUGGUACAGCAGCACUAAUGUCAAAGGAGGCAAAUAUUCCAAUGGUAUUUGCUAACUAUGACAUUAAUUAUAAUCCUGAUUUUGCACAGGAUAAAGGUGUAGUUGGAAUACCCAUUAUAAAGUAUUAUAAAAGAGGAAAAUUUAUUCUUAAUUACCAAGGAAAACGAACCAGUGAGGGCCUUUUUGAAUUUGCCAAAAACCCUUCAAUGAAGGUAGCUCCAUUAACAAAAAUUGAUUUUUGA